GCGCACGCGCGCUCCCGCGGAACCCGGAAGUGCGAGGCCGCGGGAGCCACGUGGGCCGACGGGAGCGCGGCUCGCAUGGGGGAGUCUAUCCCGCUGGCCGCGCCGGUGCCGGUGGAGCAGGCGGUGCUGGAGACGUUCUUCUCUCAUCUGGGCAUCUUCUCCUACGACAAGGCCAAGGACAAUGUGGAGAAAGAACGAGAGGCCAACAAGAGCGCGGGGGGCAGCUGGCUGUCGCUGCUGGCGGCCUUGGCGCACCUGGCCGCGGCCGAGAAGGUCUAUCACAGCCUCACCUACCUGGGGCAGCGACUAGGGGGCCAGUCUUUCUUCAGCAGAAAGGACUCCAUCCGCACCAUCUACACUUCCCUGCACAAUGAACUAAAGAAGGUAGCAGCUGGCCGCGGGGCCCCGGGCGGGGCCGCCCCCCACGUGGAGGAGCUCCUGUCGCACCUGGCUGAGCAGCUCUGCUUCUUCGUCCAGGCCCGGAUGGAGAUUGCGGACUUCUACGAGAAGAUGUACACCCUCAGCUCCCAGAAGUUCAUCAACGCGGAGGAGCUGGUUGGCCUCCUGGACACUGUCCUCAGGAAGUACAGCUCUAGAUUUCACCACCCAAUCCUCAGUCCUUUGGAAAGCAGUUUCCAGCUGGAAGUCGAUGUCCUGAGUCACCUCCUGAAGGCCCAGGCCCAGGUGUCCGAGUGGAAGUUCCUCCCCUCCCUGGUCAACUUACACAGUGCCCACACCAAGCUGCAGACCUGGGGCCAGAUCUUCGAGAAGCAGCGGGAGACCAAGAAGCACUUGUUUGGGGGUCAGUCUCAGAAGACGGUGCAGCCCCCACACCUGUUCCUGUGGCUCCUGAGACUCAAAAGCAUGCUUCUGGCCAAGUUCAGCUUUUACUUUCACGAAGCGCUAAGCCGGCAGACAACUGCCUCGGAAAUGAAGGCGCUGACUGCAAAGGCCAACCCGGACCUGUUUGGAAAGAUCUCCAGCUUUAUCAGGAAGUAUGAUGCUGCCAACGUGUCCUUAAUUUUCGACAACCGAGGUUCUGAGAGCUUUCAAGGUCAUGGCUACCACCACCCCCACUCUUACAGAGAGGCCCCUAAGGGCGUGGACCAGUAUCCGGCUGUGGUCUCUCUGCCCAGCGACAGGCCGGUCAUGCACUGGCCCAACGUCAUCAUGAUCAUGACGGACCGCACUUCGGACCUGAACAGCUUGGAGAAGGUGGUCCACUUCUACGACGACAAAGUCCAGAGCACCUACUUUCUGACCCGCCCAGAACCUCACUUUACCAUUGUCGUCAUUUUUGAGUCAAAGAAAUCGGAGAGGGACUCCCACUUCAUCUCCUUCCUCAACGAGCUCUCACUUGCCCUUAAGAACCCUAAAGUGUUUGCAGGUCUGAAACCUGGGUCCAAAGCAUAGCGGGUGAUUGGGGUGAAGGAGUUCCAAGACUAGAAACUUCUUAAUCACGCUAAUGAUGUCAGUCACCUGUGAUUAGAGUCUGUCUGCACUCACCAGCUUUCCGAGCUAAAUUAAAGACACGCCCUCCUGAACCGGGUUGCACACUUUAUAAGCCAUUAGGUGAAUUGAAUGAAGUAUCCAAAGAGUAAUCUCGGAAGUGGUCAUGGGCUUCUGUGCGUCUCCAUGGAGUUUCAGUAUUUUCUCCUAUUUUCCUAUAGUUCAUGUAGAUUGAAUAUUUAUUGGCCCUUGAUUUUUCUUUCCAGAUGUUUUUUAUUCUGAACAUUAUGUUCUAAUGUAAUUCCAAACACCCUCUCUCUUCCUGGAAGAGUAAUUGGGAUAAGUUAUUAAAUUGCCUUUUUAGAAUUCAG
This is a messenger RNA of Otolemur garnettii (small-eared galago), 1820 nucleotides long. It is a transcript of the gene KICS2, whose product is annotated as chromosome unknown C12orf66 homolog. Gene Ontology annotation, cellular component: KICSTOR complex. Lineage: Eukaryota; Metazoa; Chordata; Mammalia; Primates; Galagidae. The record is from RefSeq and is a predicted model, not a curated record. Gene Ontology annotation, biological process: cellular response to glucose starvation; cellular response to amino acid starvation; protein localization to lysosome. The coding region runs from base 76 to 1413 and encodes 445 amino acids. The transcript is spliced from 3 exons.